AUGCCUACAAAUGCAUUGUUAUUCCGAUCGGAUAACUCAUCGGGCACAACGAAAAAUCCCAAGUUGACUGGCAUCCCACAAAUCGACUACAUCUGGGAUCCAAACCUUCCACGCGAGCUGAGAGGUUAUAACCUUUCGAGCUACCCAUUUUUCUCAACUGUACCGCCUGAGGACGACAUUCACUUCAAAUGUGAUGGUCUGCAUGAUGGCUUCUAUGCUUCCAUUGAACAUAAAUGUCAGGUAUAUCAUCACUGCGUCUAUGGUAUCCGACACGAUUUCCUCUGUGCCAAUUUUACGGCAUUCGAUCAGCGAACUUUUAUUUGUCACUUCGUUUCCGAUGUCGAUUGCGAGGGCUCAAAAAACUAUUGGAACAGAAAUGAUGACCUUUAUAUGGCUACGACAACAACAACGACGUCUACAACCACUACAGAACCACCACCAACUCCACGCAGACGGCUGGUAAGACCGUUGAGACCAUUGCGGCGUCCGAUAAAUCGUCGGCCGAUAGAUGAUUAUUACUAUGAUGAUGAGGAAGAAACAGUAGGUGCUUAUGAAGAUGAUUACUAUGAAGAGCGCUUGAAUCGUCGUCGCAAACCCAGACCAAGGCAACGAAAACCAGCACCUGAGUAUGAAGAAGACUACAGCGACGAUAAGCCAAGGCGUCACAAUCCCCGUGAUCGUUUCCGUGAUGAUGAAGAACUAGAGGAAGAGUAUGAUACUGAUCGUCGCAAAUAUGACCGACCUAAUACACGGCACAAACCGGCUGACCGGCGCAAGAGUGGAAGUCGUAAAACUACUCCGACUGCUGGACGUUUAGGUGGUGAUGAGCGUCGCAGUUUCAACGAUGAUCGCGCCCAGUCGGGUCGAAAAGACAAAGCGCGUAUUACUCCGUCUUCAGAUUCAAUCGAAGCUUCAGAUUCACCUCCACGUCGUCUUACUGGAAGACGUCGCAUUAAUGAAAAACGACCAUCCCCAUCCGGUGUUGAUGAAAUAGAUGAAUACGAAAAACCCCAAGUGCAUGCACCAGAUCAAGAGGAGGCUGCUGAGGAAGAAGCGCCACCUAAAGUUAAGACUACGCCCAAGCCAUUAGAGGAAUUUAUAACGCCCAAGGCCGGUAGUGGCUCCGUUUACGCACGUCCACGUGCACCCCCACGAAUUGCACGCCCUGUUCCACUUAACGAGAAAAAGAAGUUCCAGUAUCCUGUACAGAAAACAGGCACCACAACCAGUCCUGAAAUUACGCAUGCGGUUGAUGCCGAUUACUAUGAAGAUGAGGCCUACGAUGAUAUGCAUUCACAACGCGCCCACCCACGAAGGCGUGUUGUAGAAAGUAAGUUUGAUGACGAAGAAGAAGUACCUAGCUCGAGAAGGCGUAAUCAAAAUGACACGCCUUUAAUCAAGAAACCUUCACGAACAACCAUUCGUCGCCCAACAACUGAGAAGAAGCAUGGGCCAAUCGCAGAAGAUGAUGAUUAUGAUAGUAGCAGUGGGAUAUCUGAUGAGCCUGUGGAUAGUCACACUAGCAGCCGUCGACGACCUUUCACCACUCGCAACCGUGGCUCUUUUGGUCCCCCCGUUGGCCGCGGUACUGACGAUGUAGACUUUGUGGAUGAUGACUACGAAGAGCGACCACUGCGUCCGGUUCAUAGGCUGCGGCCAAAAGUGGCAGCUCGUAAGGGAACCAAGAAGCCGCGUCGCCCAAUAGAAGAAGAUGUAUAUGAACAAGAACCUGAACCCCAACCACUGAGUCGCCCUAACGCCAAUCGCCCUAGGGCAAAAAUCAACACCCGUUCGCGGCAAUCCUCAACUACGACGACAUCAACAACGGCCGGUCCACACGAGGAUGAGGGAGAUGUAGAGCCAGAGGAAGUGGGGGAAGAACCAUCGGUACCCGCCGCACUAAGCAGGGGCUCUGCCCAUGCACAUUCAGGACGCACAGCAACGGUACGUGUUGUCAAGCGACCAUUCUUGCCUUCUCGCGGUGGCAGUCCCUAUCUACCACGUGGCCUACAACCGGUUGGUGUGGCUCUUAAACCACUCAGCACACACACAACGGACAGCACUCCCCUCGACAUGGGAUCCACAAUAUCAGGUGUGCGCCUCCUCGAGCAUGGUGCACCGAUAUUGCGUGAUUCUGGCAGCGGUUCAGCCCCCACGUCAGUUCAUUCAUAUCUACAUGACUCAAAUGUCUAUGACCGGGAAAGGGAAAGUGAAUUGCAAACAGCACAGAUCCAUCGCACCACCUUGCCACCGCGAAGUGCAUUACCAAUGUUACAGGCUCGGCCAGAACCACAACCCAAAAUCACUUUGGACGAGCUCUACGAAAACGACUAUGACGUCACAUUAAACGACGCACUCAACCCGACGCUUAAACCGCUUACGCCGCAUCACAGCAAUCAUCCAAAUCACAAUAGCGCUUUCGAGAAUGCAUAUGCUUCAGAUCCGGGCGUCAGUACAUUUGUCAAUAACAAUAAGUCACCAAAACUUUUUCACAAUAACAACAAUCAAUACCAACAACAGCAACAUCAAAAUAAGCAUCAACAAAAUUCCUAUCAAACUAAACCGCAAACCUCGCUUAGUCAAUCCCAAACUCAUUUUGAAUCACAUCAAACAUCAAAAUCAUUGCAAUCUCAAAUGCACCAUCAAACCGAACAUUUACUCGCACAACAAACAAGACAGCAACAACAACCACAAUCACAACAGCAACAACAACAAAGCUCUUAUAAAGACUACAAUAGUGAUGAUUCAUAUUUUUCACCAACAGAUAUCCGACGGCGCGCGGUCGUUGCAGCGCCACAACCGUAUUCCAGUCGAACGGACUACAGGGGCGUCGGUAUGAGAAUAGCCCAGCAUUUCUAUGAUGAUUUGGAAUACUAAAGGUUAGACUAAAGGUCAAACGUUUUUCAUAGCAAAUGUAUUCAUUCAUACCCGACUAAAUGCAUAUGUAUCUACAUUCGUACUUACAUAUAUAAAUUUUUGUGUUCAUAUGUACAUAUGUAUGUCUUCUGAGCAUUCUUAGGUUUACAAAUACGUUCUCUUGCUUUCAUGAACUAUUUAUUCAUUACUAAUUUCGUGUUACCUGAUUGCGCCAUUCACUUACGUACAUACAUACAUAAAAAAUCGCAGAAAUAACCAUACCCUAAGUGCCAGCAGUAAUGAAAGGCUACAAAAUUGCGAUUCUUAAAGCUCGAAAUGAUUUCGCGAAGCGUUAUCAUUGUGUGGCGCAUUACCUAGCCUCUGAAAAACCGAAACAAUACAGUCUCCUUAAAUGUUUCGGAAUGCGAAUGGGAAAGUUAGGAAUAACAUUACAAAGGCUACAAUCAACUUAAGUCAUCGUAUUUAUUACUUAAAUAUUUGGUAAAUUAUUAGAACAUCGAACGAGUGCUUAACCUGUACAGUGUUUAAAUCUAGUAGAUAAAGUUCAAAACGGGCAUAUUCAGCCUCAUUGCGUAAGUCGUAAAUUAGGCUGAAUUGUACGACUCGACAACAUUAGCAUUGUCUAC
Rhagoletis pomonella (apple maggot) is the source of this 3503-nucleotide messenger RNA. RefSeq lists its product as uncharacterized. Gene Ontology annotation, molecular function: chitin binding. Lineage: Eukaryota; Metazoa; Arthropoda; Insecta; Diptera; Tephritidae. Gene Ontology annotation, cellular component: extracellular region. The transcript is spliced from 6 exons. Bases 1 to 2877 code for a protein of 958 amino acids. The record is from RefSeq and is a predicted model, not a curated record.